This is a messenger RNA of Iphiclides podalirius (scarce swallowtail), 1440 nucleotides long. NCBI's taxonomy places the organism in Eukaryota, Metazoa, Arthropoda, Insecta, Lepidoptera, Papilionidae. The record is from the annotation of a GenBank genome assembly.
AUGGGUAGCGGAGAGGCCCAGAGAGUGCGCAAGAAGCGCACUCGCGCCUCGGAUGCAGACGCCGAAGCAGAUGAUCAUCCGGAAUCUUCGGCGUUCAAAAGGAGAGGCACCCCUGUGCCUAAAAGGGGUAGAGGCCGCCCGCCCAAUAGUGGGCAGUAUUUGGGGCUGGCGAAAGGGAAGCGGGAGCUCAUGGAAGCCAGGAGAAUAAGGCAGGCGGCCACGGGAGCUCGAGUUCUCGAGCUUCCAGCAGGGGUCACGAGCGAAGCAGCGGACAGUUUCGCCGCGAAGCUCCGUGAGGUCCUCGCCGGAGAGGCACGGAUCGCCAGGCCGGUGAAGUGCGCGGAUUUGCGUCUUACUGGCCUGGAUGAUUCCGUCACCAGGGAUGAGGUGCUCGCUGCGAUUGUCGCUGCAGCCGCCUGUCCCCUUGACCACGUCAAGGCGGGCGAAAUUCGGGAGGGCCGCCGGGGCACUGGCUGCAUCUGGGUGCAAUGUCCAGUGGCAGCUGCUAAGGUCCUGGUGUCAGCUCGGAGUAUGAGGAUUGGCUGGAGCUAUGUGCACGUCGAGUCCCUGGAGCCGCGCCCUAUGAAGUGCUUCCGAUGCCUAGAAAUCGGGCACACGCGACUCCAGUGCACUUCGGAGGUGGACCGCAGCGAUAUUUGUUAUCGCUGCAGUGCUCCUGGACACAAAGCAGCGGCAUGCUUAGCCAAACCCCACUGCGCAGUUGCAGGUAGGCCAGCUGAGCACUCGGUGGGGGCUAAGGGUUGCUCCCCACCGAAAAAAGGGAAAAAAGCCGGCAGGACCCCGGCCUCCCAGCAGAUAAACCUAAACCAUUGCGCCGGUGCCCAGGAUCUAUUGGUGGUAGCGGAGGUAGCGGAGCCUUAUUGCAUACCCGCCAACUGGAUGGGGGAUGCUACGGGCACGGCGGCCAUCUAUAUUCCAGAUGGUACCACGCCCCUUUCCGUCAAAGAGAGGGGAAAUGGUUUUGUGGCGGCCGACUGGGGGAAAUACACAAUAUUCUCGGUGUAUUUUUCCCCAAACAAAACCCUCGCUGAGCUCGAGACGCUCCUCGGUGAUAUGCAGGCGGCCAUUAGGCGAGUUGCACCUCGACCGGUAAUUGUGGCGGGCGACUUUAAUGCCAAGAAUACGGCUUGGGGAUCGCCUGCCACAGACGUGCGGGGUAUUGCGGUUGAAGACUGGGCCACGGAAUCUGGGUUGGCACUUCUCAACUGCGGCACAGCACAAACCUGUGUUCGGGUCCAAGGGGGGUCCAUUGUAGACCUUUCCUUUGCGAGCCCGGCGGUUGCUCAGGCAGUACGAGAUCGGCGAGUCAUGGGGGAGGUGGAGACCCUGUCGGAUCACUUAUAUAUCCGCUUCAGCGUCCGCGUUCAUGGUCCGCGUGCGGCAAAGACCUCAAAAGAGGCAGGUGUACUGGUGGUCACC